ACAGAUAUUUUACUGACAGCCAUGCAGCAUAAAGGCAUUAUGCUGAUUGUGUUCUUGGAGUAUUUUAUUUCUGGCCAUGGGGAAGCAGAUCCCAUGAGGCUACGAGCCUUCCGCUGUAAUGGCCGUUCUUGCAACCCUCCAGUGGGAAACCUUGCAACAGGGAGGACACCAGUCACUCUCACCACAUGUGGCCAGAACAGUACAGAACUGUACUGUUUCUACUCAGACCAGAAUCUCUUCCAUCAGGCCUCCCAUGGCUGUGGGCAGCCUCGCUGCACCAAAUGCAAUGCCAACCAGCCUGAUAACUCCCAUCUCCCAGCUGACAUGACAGACGAUUUCUUUGCAAACCCCAUCUCCUGGUGGCAGUCUGCCCAAGGGGUACACAGGGAAGAAAUCAGACUGGACUUUGAAACAGAGUUCUACCUGACCCAUGUCAUUGCUGUGUUCAAGUCACCUCGACCAGCUGCGAUGGUGUUGGAAAGAUCCCAGGACUAUGGGCAGACUUGGAGGCCCUACAAAUAUUUCUCUGUCAACUGUACAGCUACUUUUGGGCUCCAGGAUGAUCUCAUUGAGGAGGGCUCCAUGUGCACUUCCAGGUAUUCAGAUGCAUUGCCCUGCACCAGAGGUGAGGUGAUUUAUCGUGCCUUAAGUCCAGCUAACAAGAUUGAAGACCCCUAUAGCCCUGAGGCUCAAGAUCUCCUGAAACUCACCAAUCUUCGCCUCCUUUUGUUAAAAAGACAGGAAUGUCCAUGCCAUGGUGCAGGACUGGUAGAGAAACCUCAGAGAUUUGCCCACUAUGCUAUUUAUGACCUGAUCAUCCGGGGAAGCUGCUUUUGCAACGGGCAUGCAGAGGAAUGUGAGCUUGCCAACAGGUCGGGAGUCAUGGAGAAUGUGGUCCAUGGGAAGUGUGUGUGUAGACACAACACAGCAGGGGACCACUGUGAGAAAUGUGCACCGCUAUACAAUGAUCAGCCUUGGAAGCCAGGAGAUGGAAAAACAGGAGCUCCCAAUGAAUGCAAAAAGUGUCGCUGUCACAGCCAUGCUGAUAGCUGCCAUUUUGAUCUGAGCGUUUGGCUGGCAUCGGGAAAGCGCAGUGGUGGAGUCUGUGACAACUGCAAGCAUAAUACAGAGGGACAUCGGUGCCAAAGGUGCAAACCGGGGUAUUACCGAGAUAGAGGGAAACCCAUGUCUUCUACAGAGGUCUGCAAGCCUUGCGCCUGCCAGCCAAUGGGUUCAGCCAACGCAACUUUCAGCAGAAGCUGGCGAUGCCACCCCAAGACGGGAUUCUGCUACUGCAAGCCAGGUGUGGCGGGCCCCAACUGCGAUAGAUGUCUCAUGGGCUACUGGGGCUUUGGAGAAAAUGGCUGUCGCCCUUGUGACUGUGCCAGAGACUGCGACCAGCAUACUGGAAACUGUUUCAAUGGCUAUGACAACGAGCCAUUCUUUAACAUCCCCAUUGGGGGACGAAUCCCUGACCUUCUGCAAACACCAACCAACGAGAGCGAAGAGGAGUGGAAAUGGAACGAUCAUGAACAGGGUUUUUCUGCACUGAGGCACCCAGAAAAGUGUGUGUGCAAAGAAAAGGUGCUUGGAAGCGUCACUGACUUCUGCCAAAUGAAAUAUGCUUAUGUGAUAAAAGCAAGAAUCCUAUCAGCUCAUGACAAAGGGACCCAUGCAGAAGUUGUGGUGAAAGUGAAGAAGGUCCUGAAAUCAGGCAAAGUGAAAAUUGCUCGGAGCAACAGAAGCAUUUACCCAGAAUCCUGGACCAACAGGGGAUGUACAUGUCCCAUUCUCAAUCCUGGUACUGACUAUCUUAUAGCAGGCCAGGAGGACUCUAGGACCAGCAAACUCCUUGUGAACAUGAACAGCCUGGUGAAACCCUGGAAAGCAUAUUUGGGAAAACAAGUAUCAGAUAUUCUUCGAGCUGGGUGCAAAUAA
Antrostomus carolinensis (chuck-will's-widow) is the source of this 1938-nucleotide messenger RNA. Its product is annotated as netrin-4. Gene Ontology annotation, biological process: substrate adhesion-dependent cell spreading; cell migration; basement membrane assembly. Gene Ontology annotation, cellular component: laminin trimer. Lineage: Eukaryota; Metazoa; Chordata; Aves; Caprimulgiformes; Caprimulgidae. The transcript is spliced from 10 exons. Gene Ontology annotation, molecular function: protein binding. The coding region runs from base 22 to 1938 and encodes 638 amino acids. The record is from RefSeq and is a predicted model, not a curated record.